CUAACAUCAUAAUAAUAUUACUCACAGUCAAAAAUCGCGCCACUCCGUACAGCGAUUGGUAGACCUGCGCCAGCUCUCAGCUGUAGCAACACCGCCAUUGUGCCUCGUCAGCACGGAGUAGAGGGAGAGAAAAAGAGACAGAGCGUGAGCGAGAGAGAAAGAGAGUCCGGCGCAGCGAGUCGAUGAGAGAGCGUAUAUAGCGAGAAGAGUCAUCAUCAGACGUCUAUUUUUCAGCCGGAGACAAACAAAUAAGUGGAGAAAAACAUUAAACCGACUUAUACCGUGACUCCAGAGCCUCUUCCUUGCUGUCGCUCCGGACCACGGGAUCGAGCUAAAUCGGCUCUAUUCUCCACGUCGAGUGGACCUCUAAUCUUAUUCCUUUUGUAAGACCUUCACCUGGAUCAACCAUGGCGAACAGCCCACUCUAACACUAAUAGCAAACAAAUAAUUGUAAAAUCGAUUGAAAACCCGAGGUAAGCUCGUACCUUCGUCAAAGUCAACGAGACAAGCAAUAAGAGACAGCAAGGAUGUCGACCAGAGCAAUCACACUAUUGUCAGUUGGAAGACGUGGCGUAGGCCGCAGGAUUUUCCAUCAGAAUCUCGACUGCAGUAAACGCAUCAUCAGCUCUAGGAGUUUGCACAUUUGCGCUCGUCCUAACAUUGCCGCCAACAGAAGCUUUGCCGCGUGUACCUCUAGGCUGCUGCAACUACGACUUUCGUCGGGUGGAAAGGCCAACUGCUACUCUACAUACUUACCAAGCCAGCUGAAGAUCGAGACGAACGUCUGCAGCCCGGACUACGAUGGCAUUGUGCUGGUUUCGGGAACGCCCCCGGGUAGCGAGGAACCCGAGCCUUUCAAGUCCGUGCUAUUCUGCGCGGCUCAGAUCGACUCGGGCCUCUUUGAACUCGGCGCUGUGCUGCCGAUCAAUUUGCCGGCCAAGCGGCUGAUCUACAGCCCUACCGGAUCUAUCAACCCAGACUACGACGACGUCAGGGUCUUCAAGGAGGCCGCCGUCAAGGGUAUCAAGAGAGCCCUGCAAGCCGGCGUUCGCAACCCCCUGUUGGUGCUGCUGCCCGACUCGCGCUUUGAGAACACCGAGCUGGUUACGCUGUUGGGUGCCCUCGAGGCUCUUUACGUGCCUCUGGAGGUGCGGGAAAUCGGAUCCGAGCGAACCCACAAGGCUGCCCAACUGGCCGUCUGGAGUCCCAUAUGCAGCAAGAAGCUCCAGGGCGUAGUGAAACUCGCCGGUGCUCUGGAAAGCGGAAGAUACGUCGCCCGCGACAUCGGUGGCUCGGACCCCGAGCGCAUGGCCCCGCCCCGCGUCGAGGAGUACGUCAGGGAGCUGUUCGCCAACACCCGCAUCAACGUCCAGGUGAUCUCGGACCUGCCGACUCUGGAGAAGGAGUAUCCACUGUUCGCCGCGGUGAACCGAGGAGCCUCGGUGAUUCCGAGACACGCCGGUAGGAUCAUCUUCCUCACCUACGAGCCCCAAGACCCGAGCUGCGUCCUCGAGACCGUCAUGCUCGUCGGCAAGGGCGUCACCUUCGACACUGGCGGUAACGACAUCAAGGUCAGCCACGGCAUGGUCGGCAUGAGCCGCGACAAGUGCGGUGCUGCUGCCUCCGUCGGUUUCAUGCAGACGGUGAACCUUCUGCAGCCACCGACCGUCAAGGUUGUUGCCGCGAUCGGUGUCGUUCGCAACAGCUGCGGCGAGAACGCCUACGUCGCGGACGAAGUGGUCACCGCUCGAUCGGGUGCCCGAGUCCGCGUCAACAACACCGACGCCGAGGGCCGUUUCGUCAUGGCCGACAUCCUCUACCACGUGAAGGAGAUGGCCAUGGUCUCCGUCAACCCGCACAUCUUCACCAUCGCCACCCUCACCGGUCACGCCAUGAGAACUGCCGGAGACGGCUUCUCGAUAGCCAUGGACAACUCGGUCGCCAGGUCCGUGUCCAAUGCCUACAAGCUCCAAGCUUGCGGCGACGUAGUGGGCGACAUGUUCGAGGUGUCGAUCAUCCGCAGAGAAGACUUCGAUCUGCACAAGGGCAAGAUGGAGGGCGACGAUAUUAUUCAAUCCGGACAGAAGAGCAGCGCCGCCACCAACAGAGGACACCAAGGCCCCUGCGCCUUCCUCAUCAUGGCUUCCGGGCUGGACAAGCACGGCCUGUGCAGCGACGCGCCUCUCAAGUACACGCACGUCGACAUGGCUGGACAGUCCGGUUUAGGCCUGAAUUUCUACGACGGCAGCCCACUGCUAGGCCUCGCCUACUGCUACCUCGUACAGGGCAAGUGCCUCACCAUCUACACGUGUCCGCCUGGUUGCGAGCUUGUCAGCGAGCUUGACUGUAAGCCCGUUGUAGCGGCGCCUUCGAGACUCUGUGCGCUUAGAUCGGCUGGGAGCGUCCAGGAGAGCUUGACCGGGAAGAUGGUACAGCUGGUCUGCAGCGAGGAGGACGCCGGGGUCGAGGCGGAGUGCGCGAGGAGCAGCAUGUCCUGCAGGAUGUAGGAAGCGUUUUGGUUCACGAAGUUCUAGUUUGAAUUCUUGCGCUUAUUUGAUUUACAGUUGAAUAUAACAAAAAGGAUUCGUCAAGUUGGAUAGUUAAAAAUCUGAAUCACAAGACAGGUCGAAAAAAAGAAAAGGAUGCACGAUCGCAUACCGAAAUAAAUUCGCGCUAUAAUCGA
Molecule: messenger RNA, 2683 nt
Organism: Nasonia vitripennis (jewel wasp)
Lineage: Eukaryota; Metazoa; Arthropoda; Insecta; Hymenoptera; Pteromalidae
Product: putative aminopeptidase W07G4.4
Exons: 10
Coding region: 528-2507 (659 amino acids)
Biological process (GO): proteolysis
Cellular component (GO): cytoplasm
Molecular function (GO): manganese ion binding; metalloaminopeptidase activity
Source: RefSeq, a predicted model, not a curated record